Malassezia restricta is the source of this 2589-nucleotide messenger RNA. RefSeq names its product vacuolar protein sorting-associated protein 16. Gene Ontology annotation, biological process: intracellular protein transport; endosomal transport; vacuole fusion, non-autophagic. Gene Ontology annotation, molecular function: actin binding. The record is from RefSeq and is a predicted model, not a curated record. NCBI's taxonomy places the organism in Eukaryota, Fungi, Basidiomycota, Malasseziomycetes, Malasseziales, Malasseziaceae. Gene Ontology annotation, cellular component: HOPS complex; lysosomal membrane; cytoplasm. The coding region runs from base 1 to 2589 and encodes 862 amino acids. The transcript has a single exon.
AUGUCGGAAUGGCACCGACUCGGUGAGGCAUACUACCGCCGAACCGUGCUGUAUGACCUUGCAUGGUCGACCAGCCAUUUGGAUGGAUUCAUGGUGGCCAUGUCAAUGGACGCCGGGCUCAUUGCCUUGACUCGUGAUCCGCACCAGCUUGUUGCGGUCAGUGACAAUGCGUUCGAUCACAACAUCCAGAUAUUCACCGGCGCGGGCCAGCUUUUCGAGAUAUUGCGAUGGGAUGUGACGGCACGUAUCGUGGCUAUCGGAUUUACUUGGCACGACGAGCUCGUAGUCGUUUCAGAUGAUGGACAAGUGCGGCUGUACACGUGGCUCGUCCCAACCUACCAGCAGGACACGCCGUGCCUCGAGGCGACCCCGACGUCUUAUUAUCAUGCGUUUUCACUCGGCGACGAGGCGGCUGAAUACGGGAUCGCUCGCGUCCUCAUCCAACCACGUCGACUAUGGGCACUUCUUCGGAAUGGUAUGGUCGUGGACGCGUCUUUCUCUCACACAGAUGUGUGGCCCGACGAGGCGCCCACGCUGGAUGUGCAUGUGAUCCCGCCACUGUGCACAUCCAAGCCGCAUCUCUGUGCGUGGGCGCCCAACCACCAGCAACUUCUUUUAUGCACAGACACAGGUGCCUGGGCGCUGGAGCAGGAGCACUCGUACGCGUCCCUGCCCGUUACGCAGCCCAUACUCGGUGCCAGCUACAGCCUGCAGGGCAAAUACGUCGCAUGGCUGGAUGAGCAUCAGCAGCUGCAUGUGGACACAGCUGACUUUUCGCGACAGCUGCGCACGUACGAUCUUCGAACGUCACAAGCGUACCAGGCGGCUCCGAUGGCGCUGCGUGCGGGACCCCUUCUCGAUGACGACAGCUUGUUCGGCCAAAAGCUCGAUAAAGGCGGCCUCGGCGGAUCAGGCGUCUAUGCCAUGGCAUGGUGCAAGGACAAUGCUGUAGCACUUGCUAUGUAUGAGCACAUACUCUUGCUGGGACCGUAUGAAGAGCCCUUGGUAUUCCAUGUGCGUGGCAUUCCCCAUAUUUACAGCAGCCCCGAUGGUCUGCAUGUGGUGCACAUCGAUGCACAUGAGCAUAUGGCACUGGCUGAGGCUCCGACAUUGGCCGCACUUCGGCCUGGCUCGACACACACCGCGGCUAUACUCCUCGAUGCGUCCCGAAUGGCUCAGCAGCAUAGUCCGCAAGCCUAUGAGGCUGUGCGAGCCAUCCAAGACAGCCUUGAAGAGGCCGUUCAAGCAUGUAUCGAGGCCGCGACGCUGGAAUGGCAUGCAUCUACGCAGCAAGCGCUCCUCCAAGCGGCGCUGUUCGGCCGCACCUUCCUUGAUACAUAUGAUCCAGCGCGCAUGCUUCAAGUGUCUAGCAUGUUGCGCAUCUUGCAUGCGGUACGCAGCCCGUCUAUCGGCAUUCCUGCUGCGUAUGACGAGUCAGUUUCGUUGAUCUUAUACCGUCUCGCCUCGCGAAACCAACACAAACUCGCGGUGCAAAUCUGCACGUUCCUGGGCAUCCGUGCUGACCCCGUGCUCAAGCACUGGCUGCGUGCCAAGGUGGCACGGGCGCGUCCUAUCCGGGGAAAUGAGCAACUCGCGCAUGUCAUCAUGGACAAGUUCCAGGCAGCCAGCGCCGUGAACUACGCGGACAUGGCGCGAUGUGCAUGGCAAGCUGGGCAUCCAAAGAUCGCGACCCUUCUGCUUGAGCGAGAAGUGCGUGCUCGAGAGCAGAUCCCAUUGCUGCUGCAUAUGCGGGAGCAUCGCCUGGCUCUUCACAAGGCGGUGGAAAGCGGCGACACGGAUUUGGUGUUCCAGGUUCUCUUCGCCCUGCAACGCACAUUAGCUCGUGGCGCCUUAUUCCGUACGGUCCAGUCACUCGUAUGGACCGAAUCAUCACCGACUCCAUGGGCCAUGGGCCUCUGCCCACCCGCUACGCCUACCUACACCGACUUGGCGCCUCACCUGCUGGUGUCGUAUGCACGUGAUCAAGAUCCAGGGAUGCUGCACGACUUUUUCUACCAGGACGACCGGCAUGCAGACAUGGCGCUCAUGUGCAUGGAUGAGGCUCAGCGCAUGGAUGUCUCCUCACGAGCCGAGGCUUUGCGACGUGCUCAGCGUCACUUUGAUGAGGAUCGUACGUGUGCAUGGCCUGCACGGCUCACCGGCGAGGCAUGCUCCCUGCUCGGCCUCCAAGCGGCCAUCAAGUCCGAGGGCGGCGGGGACCUGGAAGGCGCGUCUCUCUAUGCCACGAUUCUGGCGUGCUUAGAGAAUCCUGCCUUGGAAUAUCGCGCCGAAAAGCUUCAGCAUACCUUCAGUGUGCCCAGUUCACGAUACUAUGGCCUGCGUGUGCGAGCCUAUAUCAAAACGCGCAACAUACAUGCUCUUACACGCCUGGUGAGCUCGCAAAAGCCACCACAUGGCUACGUAUAUAUUGUACGCGCACUCUUACAAGCAGGUCUCGUGGACGCGGCUUGUACUUUUGUCGCGAAGGGUGCUUCUGACAGGUCAAGCAAGCAUCGCUUGCUCGCGUAUAUUGAGCGUGGACCGCACCCACCAUCUGUGCGCGAGGCUCUGCAGGGUGCGUUGCCGUAG